CCUAAAUAAACUCCCUAACUGCUCCAUAUUUUGUUUAUCUUUUACCGUCACGUUACGACGCGGUGCUUCGCCGUCCGCUAAGAGCCGAACUCCGAUCGGAAAAUCGUAUCGCCACCGGACCCGAUCUUACGUAAGAUCAGCCACCCUUCAAAGGGGGUUGCGGAAGUCUCGUUACGGGUGGUGCAAAGUGAUAUUUUCCUGUGUUUUUUGGCUUUAGUUUAAUUCACCCCUAACCUUCACCCUCGCCGAGAUCGAGGUGUGCGUGACAUUGUGCGUGACACCUGUGCGUCACGUAUUUUGUGGAUUUCUUCAAUGGUGUGUGUACGGUGCCAGAGUGCGGAAAAUGGGUUAACGUGAAAAGGAAAUGUAUAGUAGUGAAGUGAUGCAAGUGGCGCACAGUAAAUGAUCAUAUCGGUUGUUUGUUUUGCCUGUUGAGAUAGAGCCUCUGUUUGGACCUACCCCUCCGCUCUCGGACCUACCCUAACUGCUGAGCCAAGAUCGGAGUUGGAAAUGGAGUUCUUCUCGAAAUUGCUGAAGAUCAGUCGAUCGUCGAAGUCACGGUCAAGAUCGCCGACUCCAGACCCCCCGGUCACAGGGCCGUCCUCUCCAGUCGCCACUCAAAACGAGGCCGUGAAAGAAUCUACAUCAAUCAAAGAGCGCAUCAAAGAAGAUAAUAAAAGUAAAGAAGAUAAGAAUCAUCAGAACUAUGAAAAUUGUUUGAGACCGAGUAGAGAAACUAGAAAAAUUCAAGCUGCCCCGUCAAGCAUUGGUGUCCAAGAAAAACACACGUCUACUGUCCAUGUCCAAGAAAACCACAUGGCUAGCGUUCAUAUUCAGGAGAGGCACCCUCAUUCUCCCGGAAAUACUCCUCAAUCCGGCUUAGAUGUAAAACACGAUCAUUUUAGCAACGAAAUCUUCAUUCAACCAAGGAAUCAAAGUCCGCAAAUUUACGAUAGCAGUAGAGUUAGGCCACAAUUAUCCUCUUCGCAUCCAGAAUUGAGAACUAAACAAUCGCGAGAAAUGACUCCCAAUUCACCACCCCCAAAGGACACUAUUAAGAUUCGAAGCAACUCAUUAGAAGCGGAAGAAGCGGUCAACGCAACUAAGAAUAAUAUUGAAGUGUUAGCUUACCUAAAAAAAUCAGAGCUCAACGAUAGGCAUAAGGAGAAUAUUGAACGCGUCAAACUUUUCCUCGCAAGCAAUUCAACGAACAAUCAAUCACUCAGUAUUAAAGAUACUGAAUUUUCAACCGGAGAUGGACAAAAUCUAAUUGCGCCCUCCUCUCAUGUUGCAGCUGGGAAAAAUGUAACAUCUAGUAACGUUUGUGCCACUAGUUUUAGGUCAACAAGCGGCUCAAAUAUUUCACAAAAUCGAAACGAUCUUGCUAAUUCAAAUUCAAUAAGUAAUGCACAUCUCAUAUAUCCAUUUUCGCGUGAUAAAAGUAGUUUCGAAAUUGGGAAGUCUUACUCGUCUCCCGCAAUACCAACCACUCUUAGAAAAUUAGAAUCCUUUCCUUUCGCGAAAGCUGGGAAUUCAGCCACGAAUCUUCCCGAGGUGUUUAACCUAUCUAACUGUGAUUUUAGUAGCUUUGAUGAAACGGCCGAACAUCGAUCCUGUAGGUCGUUACCUCCGAGAAACUGUGUUCGUAGUUUGUCUUCAAGAACAAAGAAACUCACGCGGCAAUCAGCGACAAAUUCUUUUGGGGACUCUGAUAGUGAUGAAGAAAUUGAAAUUUUAGGAAAGUGCUGCCCUGCUGAGUCUAAACAAUCAACCCUGAACUUAGGGCGAGAUCCAAAAAUAAAAGAGCAAGGUCAAAGUGACAAUAUCUUUGGAGCUGAAAAUUUCGACUUAAAGACGCAGCCUAAAUCAAAUGUAUCAAACAAUGCUGAAAUUAUUCUAGACUCCUCCGACAUGCAUCCAAGUAUUACUACUGCAUCCUCUUUUACAAGCGGAAGUACGCAAAUAAUUGAUUCUCGGAAACUUAUUUUCGAUUGCAACUUUGAGGAUACGCUAGGAAUCAAAGCAGUCACACCAAAAAGUAAUGAUUCCGGUUUCUGUGAAAGCACUGAUAGCUCAAAGAAUAUAAUUAAUGAUGUAUAUGAGUCUAGUCAGAGCUAUGCCGUGCAUUCAAGUGACACCGGACAAUCGAGCUCUUUGAUAAUUGGUACCUCAGCUUACGAUGCAAGUGAAGAGACUGUUGAACAAAAGGUCUCGAUAAAAAAGGCUGAUUUAGCAAAUGACAUUUUUGUUGCAGCAAGUACGUCAAGAAAUACUGCAGACAUAGAUAGUCAUAGCGAAACCUCGUACACAGCUGGGACUUACGUAGAGAGUCAACUCCUAGAAAACGACCACAAAUCGAUCUUGUCUGAUGCAGAGGAGAACGCAAAAGACAAAGGUGAAAAUUCCAGCUUCAUGAAUAUAUACAUGAAAGGAGAAAUCGGCGAUUCGGUCAAAAUAGAGAAGAUCGGUGAUAUGUUCAUUUCAGAUUCGAGCCGAAAAAGUUCGUCUCAAAGUUUAGCGGACGAACUGGAGGGUUAUGCGAGGGAAAGUGACAUCGAUUUUGAGAGCGACAGCCUGGAGGGAAGUGACGAGAUGUCGGGGAGUGGCUCCGAGGAUGGGUUUGAUUUCGAGAUUGAGUUCGUGGACGACAUAGAAGAGAGACUGAAGGAUAACCGAAGCACGGCGACGCCCAGCGAUAAGAUCCAAGAAAGCUUGGGGAAGCUUUUCAAUACCCUCCAAUACUUGGACGAUGACAACGAGGAAGACUUCGUUCGUCAUCACGAGACCGAAAUCGACAUCCACGCUCCUGCCGAGUAUCUGACCGUCCAAAAACCGCGAACGCGAAAACGGAGCUUGCGAAUCCGUUUGAGUCCGGUUAUUGAGUUGCUGGACGAGUCCGUUAGUCCCACUAUCCUUUUCGACUUUGGCAACAAGACGUUCGAUGACCAAACUCACCGCAAUAAAAGCGCCAUCGUACCGUAUGGAGAUGCAUCCGUUAGUAGGCAGAAUGAGGACUCUUUCUCAGAGCAUUCGGAAAGUUUGAGUGGCAGUAGUAUCGAUAAUCAAUGGCAGAAUACCACUUCUUCGGAGAUCCCUUCGACUUUAUGCUCCUCGGGGCAAUUUCAAAUAAAAAUCGACCCUCCUAGUAAUAGUUUAGAUGAUGAAAUUUCUUUCGGUAUUCAAGGAACAUCCGGCAUUUCUUCUAAUGAUUUUGGUGAACAAAUUGAGACGCCAGAAGAGGAGCUGAAGAAAGAGAUGAAUAAGGUAUGUGUGGAAUCGUCUUCAAGGGAAGAAACGGACAAAAAGCACGAAAGUAUUAAGACGGAAAAGUUCAUAGAGGAAGAGUCAAGAAAGUUAGUGGUGAUGGAACAAACUAAUUCUGUUCAGAGUACAAUAAUUGAUGGAGCCAAUUCCGAGCUAUUUCCAUCAUCAUUAUCGUCAUCUAAGGAAGCAGCUGCAGAAGACUCAGAAAGGGUUUCAACAAACACUAGGCCAGUAGACUUUGCUGGUGACUUUGCUCACUCGAUAGAGGGAGAGGAAUGUAAAGCUGAGAGAGCAGAAGGAAUUGGCCACGCUCAAAAUCAAAACGGAUGUUCUAGUAAAGUCGAGCCUGAAAGACCAGAGAGUUUGAAGGAACUAUGCGAGGCGACCAUAUAUGCUGAUUUUGAAAAUCGAAAUAUAGAAUCCUUCAGUCAAGAAAACAACGUCACCUCGAACGAAAAUAGCAGUGCAAAUUUGUGUGAUAUGAUGUGUUACAAAGAAAAAGACAAGAACGCAGAAAUUCGAGGACGACUCGAAAGGAGAGGGAAUGCUGUGAACGCAGACAGACAAGAUGGGUCCAAACAAAUGUCCAAAGAACUAUCAAGAGAUCUAAGUAACAUGAGCUCAAAGGAAAGCUGUGAUAAAAGUGAUAGUGAUGAAAUACUGUAUCAUUCCAGACAUAAUGACAAAAUAGAACUGAGCAAAGUAAUUGGUGAACGGGGUUCGGCAAAGUCCACGAAUGAAACAAGCUCUGUCCUUGGCGAAGAGCCAUCAGGUUCUCAUUCCGACAGGAUCUAUGAUUGCCCUAGCAGAAACGAUAUACCUCAGGUAGUUGCCUCCUGCAGUAGUAGCAUCAAUUAUAAGGGGGAAGACAUUUUUCCUGAAGUUCCCUCUUCCCAUAAUGAUAGUAACGAAAAAUGUGUAGUCGAACAUCAACAAGACUCUAUAAUAUCGGAUAUUUCGUGGAAUUUCAACUCACGGAAAAAGCAGAGAAAAAUCGAGGAUAAGUUUACUGUGACUCUUGUUCCUGAGAGUGAGAGCUUUGAUAUCGAAGAUGUGCAACUCGACAUUCCAUUACUGACGGCUACCGAGUGGGAACAAACCCGUGGUGGCCAGUUGGAUACCUCUGAUACUGUGCUAAAUGAGCCAGGCUGCACAUUCACGGACUUACGGAUACCAGAUCUUAUCCAUCGAGAUUUGAACCCUUCGCCAUCGUGUUCGAAAGAGAGUGAAAAUAACAGGAUAGCGUUUACCGACAACGAGACAAAAAUAAACUCCUCAAUAAAUUCUUCACGCGAAGGUGGAAAGAAAAGUGAAGAAGAAGUCAUGCUAAGAGAGGACAUCAUGAACCAUCAAUCAACUGAGGAGAUUCUGAAGCUUUUGCACGCCAAAGAGGAUGAAGUACGAGCUCUGGGAGAGCGAAUGAAACAAAAAGAAGAAGAGCUGCAAAGGCUAAUGGACAGCAAACGACACUUGGAGAACCUUCUCGGGCAUAGUGGUGAUAAGCUGAGCUUGGUUGGUACGUCAACAUCAGGUGCUCAAUCCGGGCUACCUACCACUGAUUCGGACAAAUUGAAGGCGGUGGUGCGGGAGUACGAAGAAAUUAUAGCUGGUCUCAUGGAGAUUGUCGAAAGAGAUCGCAAUGAGUUUGAUAAAGAAAGACAGAACUUGCAGAAAGAAAUUACAGAGCUCAUCAGCCAUCUGAAUAGUUUGGAACUAGCCUUCAAUGAUAUUCACCUGAAAUACGAAAAAAGUAAGAUAGUAAUUGCAGGAUUCAAAAGCAACGAGGAUUUGCUGAAACAAUGUAUUGCUGACAUGGAGAUGGUAAUCAUGAACCAUGAGAAGAGAUAUAACCGUCUCAAGGAGCACGCUACAUCUGAACUUCAGAGGGCAAAUGAAGAGGUUGGCGCUAUGCGAAGGGACCAUGAGGCCAAACAAGCCUCUUACAACGAUUUACUCAAAAAAUGCGAGGUGCAACUCAAAUCGCUCCAAGAGAUAGUCAACCAGAAGAUGGAAGAGAAUACGUCACUUAUGAGAAUAUGUGACGAUUUGAUCCAGAAAGUCUCCGACAUGAAUCACUAAUGUCAGGCUCAAGUGCUAGAAGCGCAUUAAUAGUGCCCUUAUGAUUCAUUUUUAUUAUGCUCAAUGAUCAUAUCGACUGUCAUACAUUAUUUUUUAAA
Bemisia tabaci is the source of this 5441-nucleotide messenger RNA. RefSeq lists its product as uncharacterized. The record is from RefSeq and is a predicted model, not a curated record. Gene Ontology annotation, biological process: mitotic spindle organization. Lineage: Eukaryota; Metazoa; Arthropoda; Insecta; Hemiptera; Aleyrodidae. Gene Ontology annotation, cellular component: cytoplasm.